CCCGGAUGUACAGAAAAGCACGUGACGGUGCUUUGAGCGUGUGGAAGAGAGCGUGAGAUGAAAGGUAAGUUUGUGGGUAAGCGAAGUCUUUUGAGAACCUUGCAAGCAUUGGGUUCAGUUCCAGACUGGGAAACUGGGAAUGUUUUUGAGGAUAGUGAUGAGGAGAAAGACGCCUCCACUACAGUUAAGGCAACAAAAAAGAAAAGGUGCAAAAAGCGUAAAAGAACAUCUAAUGCUGUAAAUGAAGGGAAGCAGCAGGAUAAAGUAGAUUCAUCUGAACCGCCUGUGAAGAAGAAGCCAGCAGAGAAGACCGUAAAUGAAACAAGUUCUAAGGUGUCACAAGAGUCCAGAAGAGAUACAAAUGACAAAGGAGUCGGACAUCAAUUGGAGAAAACGGAAGGUCAAGCAGAGAACAAGCUAAGCAGAAAGCAGUGGAGGAACAAGACGAAGAACAAAAAAAGGUGUAAGAACAAAUAUCUUCCAGAAACAAUGGGAGUCGAUGAUGCCAAUGCAAAGGAGGAACCAUUAGUUCAAACACAGGACGUCAAAGAAUCCAAGAAAGUGAAGAAGCAUGACAGGGCAUCCAAAAAAACGAAGAAGUCUCAUGAAAAGAAUGGCAUUUCUUCCAUUUCGGACAAUGCUGAAAAUGGCAAAGACUCUAAAACAGAUGAAACAUCCAGCACAGGAACCAGAAUAGUAGAUGACUCCCUAAGUAACGAUAAAGCCUCACAUAAAGUGGAAGAUAAAGGGAAACCUUCUAAAAUGAUGAAAAAUUCGCAGGCAGAAAUAUUGCGUCGUAUUUUAAAGUCACAGCUUCCUGAUGAUGGCAAUAAAGCCUCAGAGGAACGAGAAGAACCAAAAGGUACAACAGUAAGUUUGAAGGGUGAUGAAGAGCAAGGGGCUCCUGACCCCUCAACUGCUUUAAGGGCAAAGAUGGAGAAGCGGUUAGAAGCCGCUCGAUUUCGCUACAUCAAUGAGCUGCUUUACACGUCCACCAGCGGUGAGGCCAAACGCAUGUUUCAGCAGGACCCAGAGGCCAUUGCAGUUUACCACAAGGGCUACACA
Messenger RNA from Sinocyclocheilus rhinocerous, 1065 nucleotides. RefSeq names its product ribosomal RNA-processing protein 8-like. NCBI's taxonomy places the organism in Eukaryota, Metazoa, Chordata, Actinopteri, Cypriniformes, Cyprinidae. The annotation marks the transcript as partial. The transcript is spliced from 3 exons. Gene Ontology annotation, molecular function: methyltransferase activity. The record is from RefSeq and is a predicted model, not a curated record. Gene Ontology annotation, cellular component: chromatin silencing complex; nucleolus; rDNA heterochromatin. Gene Ontology annotation, biological process: cellular response to glucose starvation; rDNA heterochromatin formation; regulation of transcription by glucose.